CAUCCGCCGUUAAACCACAAAAGAAGAAGAAGUUAGCUUAGUCUUCUGUCUGAAGCGCUUGCUGCCGGGAAAACGUGGUUAUCGCUAUGUUUUGGAUAUCUUUGAUUACUCCUCAUUGUUUGAGUUGGUAAAAUAACGGAAUCAAAUGGCCACUAAUGACCAGUCCAUGAUUUUUUUGUGUGCGCUGCACCGAUCGAUCUCCAGAAGUUUUCUGACAUAGAUGUCGUCCGUCAGCCACCGGUGUUUGACAGCAGUACAGAAACUCGCCGCUAGGUGUCGCCAUUUAUUUGCUGAUGGUACCACAUUGAGAAUGGAGGACGCUGAGGAACAAAAAGUCUUUCAUCUUCAUGGGGAAGCCAGAGACGACAUAUUCUUCAUUGAAAAUUAUAGUAGCUCAGACGAUGAGGAAGAACCUGACUUAAGUGAUUCAAGCAAACUGUUUGCAAAGAUCAACAAGGCCAGCUCUGGGCUGCCUCUGCUGGCGUUCUCCAUCACCUCUAGAAAGGCUCAACAGAACACAGAGCAGGCCUCCAGAGCUGACCUGGAGGAACGAGAGGAGGACAGCGAUUUCUCUGUGGAGGAGUGGAUGAUCUUGGAGGGAGAAGAUCAGGUGGAGGACUCAAGCAUCCAACUCAAUCUGAGGAGCUGGACUCAGGAGGCCUGCAGAGGUGUGACAGAUGAGAGUGUUACAUCCCAAAAUGAUACCUGGGCUGUAUCAGACAAAGACAAGUAUGGUUCUGAUCAAUCUUUGGUCAGCCGAUAUUUCUUCCCUGGGCGGUCCUCCUUUUGCCACCGCUGCUUCAAGACGGGACAUGCUGCCAAAAGUUGUUUUCUUGACAAGAAAAGUCCUACUUGUGUUCUUUGUGGGACUCAAGGCCACAUCCAGAAAAACUGCCCGGGCUGCCCCUGUCCGGACUGCGGCCUGCCUUCUCAUGGCGUCCGUCCCUGCGGGAUACCACCAGUGUGGAACCAACACUGCAGACGUUGUGGGAUGAGAGGCCACCUUUCCUUUACUUGUCCGGAUACAUGGCGCCAGUACCACCACACAGUCAGACCAGGUGCUCCUCUCAGAUCGAAGUCUGUCUUUCGUAAAAGUCGUGCACAUUGCUACAACUGCUCCAAACGGGGACACUAUGGCUAUGAGUGUGUGAGGAUACGGAUGGUCAGGGGGACCUUUCCAACGCUGCCUUAUGUUUGCCAUUAUGACUCACUGGAGGAUGUUCUUCAGCAUCAGACCAGGAGGCAGAUGGGGGCAAAGGGACAAGAACACUUGGAAACAUCAGAUGAGAAUGAGUCUUUGUUCCAGGGAAGAAAUAAAACCAAGCAAGGGACAAGUGGACGGAGGAAGACGUGGCCGGAGAGGCGGAGAGAAAGACGCCAAGUGAAGAAACUUAGGAGGAAGGCCCAAGCGGUCAGGGAAGGCGGGCUCCUGGGAAGGUCUUGCUUUGACCGUGAGGAUGGAAGCGGUUCAGCUGACUUGUCAAAAAAAGCCCUCCCGAAUAACAGGCGGUCCAUACACCCUUCUGAGAAAAAAACAAACAAGAAGGAGCUGAAUGGUAGAAAAAAAUGGAAAAGCAAACUCAUAGAUGUACGAAGGAAGAAAAAGAUGAAGCGAAAGGACUUGCAUCCAUACGAGGAUGAGAAUUUAGGAGGUGAAAAAGUUUUCUCUCCAAAUCAGAGAGUCCGUCACAGACGCUAAUAAAUGAUUCAAAUGUAUUUUAUUUUUAAAGAAUAUGACUUUGUUUUUGUUCAUCUCAAAACAAACUAAAAUGCUGUAUUUUUGUAUUUGUAUAAAAAAAAUAAUGCAUUGUGCUUUUAGUUAUGUUUAUGAACAAUUAAAAAAGAUUGUACUAUCACAAUAGAUCCUUUUGUAAUUAAACGGACUAUAAUACCUUU
Molecule: messenger RNA, 1896 nt
Organism: Oryzias melastigma (Indian medaka)
Lineage: Eukaryota; Metazoa; Chordata; Actinopteri; Beloniformes; Adrianichthyidae
Product: zinc finger CCHC domain-containing protein 7
Exons: 8
Coding region: 221-1699 (492 amino acids)
Molecular function (GO): nucleic acid binding; zinc ion binding
Source: RefSeq, a predicted model, not a curated record